UUACUCCUACAUAGUACAUACACGAGAACAAGACUCGCCCAUUAUUCACCUUUCAUCGCUCUUCUUCUCUUCUUGCGAUUACGCUCCCACUCCGUCUUCUCUCUCCGUAGACUGUACUUCUUUAGAUCCCAUUCAGCUAAGCAAUUCCUCAAGCAUUUAAUAUACAUACUCUGUGCCACUACACUAAAUUAUUUUUCUUUUUCUUUCUGCCCAGUUCGACUCUCUCCGGCAUGUAGCUCCGGCGACUUUCGGGCAUACCCAUCUCGUUGCUGGCCGCUCUCUCUCUUUUUUUUUGGCGAAAGAGGUGACUUGGAGGCUGAAAGGGUUUUUGUUGAACACAGCCAAAAUGGUUCUCCUCAAAGCCAAACCAAACACUCACCGAGCUCGUCAACUACCUCUGACCAACAAAAAAAUCCGGCUAUUCAACUGAUUCUUGAGGGAAAUUCCCGGAACUCGCGCUCCCAUUUGCUAAAAAGUCUCAGUUCUUUCCCAAUGUCUAACGUAAAUUUGAACCCGAUUGACUUGGCGGCCGUAGGCGAGGACGUGACGGUGAAGGCCGUCAACAAGCGAUACGAAGGUCUUGUAACUGUCCGUACGAAGGCUAUCAAGGGUAAAGGAGCUUGGUACUGGGCUCAUCUGGAACCCAUUCUCGUCAGAAACCCCGAAACCAACCUCCCUAAGGCCGUCAAACUCAAGUGCACCCUCUGUGAUGCUGCUUUCUCCGCCUCAAACCCCUCAAGGACUGCCUCUGAGCAUCUUAAGAGGGGGACUUGCCCAAAUUUCAAUUUUGUCCCGAAGACCGGUUCCCAGUUGCCUGCAUUAGCUUCCCCUUCUUCUCAGAAUCAUUAUCGGAAGCGGAGCUUCCAACAAACUCCUACAGGUACUCCUUCCAGCUCAUACCAAGUUGGCAUGGUUGACUCUUCGCGAAUAUUUGGUGAAAUGGGGGGCUAUUCACCUGUCCAAAUUGCGCAAACUCCUUUGGCCAAUACGAGUAGUGGUUCCGGAAUGGGCCAACAGCAGUUGGUUUUGUCCGGUGGGAAAGAGGAUUUGGGUGCACUGGCAUUGCUGGAGGAUAGCGUGAAGAAGCUUAAAUGUUCGAGAGCUUCUCCUGCUCCAGCCUUAAGCAAGGACCAGGUUGAUUCAGCUUUUGAUUUGUUGGCCGAUUGGUUCUACGAGUCAUGUGGGUCGGUGUCAGUUUCAAGUCUUGAGCAUCCCAAGUUUAAAGAUUUCCUUAACCAGGUGGGCUUGCCUCCCAUUUCCAGAAGGGAAAUUUCGGGUUCAAGGCUUGAUUCUAAGUUUGAGCAAGUCAAACUCGAGGCAGAAGCUAGAAUUAGGGAUGCAGUGUUCUUUCAAGUCGCUUCUGCUGGAUGGAAGGGUAAAAACUGCAGGUGUGGUGAAGAAAGUGUGAUCAAGUUUCUGGUGAAUCUUCCUAACGGGACUAAUGUGUUUCAAAAGGUGGUUUGUAUUGGGGGUUCAGUGCCAUCACAGUACGCAGAGGAGGUUUUAUGGGAGGCAACCAGAGGAAUAUGUAGUAAUGUUGUGCAGAAAUGUGUAGGCAUAGUUGCAGAUAAAUACAAAGCCAAAGCAUUGAGGAAUUUGGAAAUUCAGCAUCAUUGGAUGGUUAAUUUGUCUUGUCAGCUUCAAGGUAUUAUUAGCUUAAUCAAGGAUUUUAGUAGAGAGCUUCCACUUUUCCAAACUGUAACGGAUAGUUGUUUGAAGAUUGCAAAUUUUUUUAAUAGCAAAUCUCAGAUUAGAGAUAACUUCCACAGAUUUAGGUUGCAAGAAGCUGAGCUCUCUGGCUUGAUAAGAGUUCCUCAUCCCAAAUGUGAUUUGUCAAAGAACUUAGCUUCUGUUUUAUUGAUGAUAGAGGACAUAUUGGGGUAUGCACGGGUUCUGCAGCUAGUGGUGUUGGAUGAUUCAUAUAAGGUUGUCUGCAUAGAGGACUCUGUUGCUAGAGAAGUUGCAAACACAAUUCAGGAUGUCGGGUUCUGGAAUGAUUUGGAGGCUGUUCAAUCACUGGUGAAACUGAUCAGGGGAAUCGCUCAAGAAAUCGAGGCUGAGAAGCCUUUAGUUGGGCAGUGUCUCCCUCUGUGGGAAGAGUUGAGAACAAAAGUAAAGGACUGGUGUGCAAAAUUCAGCUUAGCAGAGGGACCUGUGGAUAAAAUAGUUGAAAGGCGAUUUAAAAAAAAUUACCAUCCUGCCUGGUCUGCUGCAUUUGUGCUUGAUCCCCAAUACUUGAUGCGAGAUGCUAGCGGGAAGUACCUUCCACCAUUUAAUUGCUUGACGCAUGAACAAGAGAAGGAUGUGGAUAAGCUCAUAACACGAUUAGUUUCCAGGGAGGAAGCUCAUAUCGCAUUGAUGGAGCUUAUGAAGUGGAGAUCAGAAGGGCUAGACCCGUUAUAUGCUCAGGCAGUUCAGGUAAAACAGCAAGACCCUGUGACUGGGAAGAUGAGGAUUGCAAACCCUCAAAGCAGUAGGCUUGUUUGGGAAACUUGUCUGAAAGAGUUCAAAUCAUUGGGUAAAGUUGCUGCUAGGCUUCUUUUCCUUCAUGCUACUACAUGUGGGUUUAAGUGCAAUUGGUCAAUCAUGAGAUGGAUUUGUUUGCAAGGACAUCCCAGGGCUUGCAUGGACCGGGCUCAGAAGAUGAUCUAUGUUGCUGCUCAUGCAAAGCUUGAAAGACGAGAUUUCUCUAGUGCAGAGGAGAAGGAUGUGGAAUUGUUUGGUGCUGCAAAGAGUGCGGAUGACGUGCUAAAUGAGGUCUUUGCAGAUGCGAACUCAGUGUAAUGCCCCUUUUUUUGCUUUUUGGGGACUCCUAUAGAACUCUAAUCUAGGAUUUGUUAGAUUCUUUGGACUUCUUUAUUUUGUAACUCCUAGUGUCAGAUUUUAUGGGAUACUAUUGCUAGGGGAAUUCAGAGAAUCAACCAACUGUAUUAUCAGAAACUGCUUAGGAACAUGAUUUCUUGACCCAUUAGAUGGGAAGCAGAGGUUCUUGUAUCUAGAGAGCACAACUUUUAUCGUUUCAAGUUAUCAAAUAGUUCAUUGGAAAGAGCGAGAAGUUAUCAACA
Coffea eugenioides is the source of this 3065-nucleotide messenger RNA. RefSeq lists its product as uncharacterized. The coding region runs from base 493 to 2784 and encodes 763 amino acids. Lineage: Eukaryota; Viridiplantae; Streptophyta; Magnoliopsida; Gentianales; Rubiaceae. The transcript has a single exon. The record is from RefSeq and is a predicted model, not a curated record.